AUGCCCUUCAGAAAGAUCAGUUCCGACAUUAAGGAGCGUGCACUGUGGCUUAUAGAGCACGAGUACGCUCCUUCCGAGAUCUGCGACAUCCUCGGUUUCUCCCUGGCUAGUCUUCGAAGGUGGCGACGGAACCGCCGCUUGCACGGCUCGCUGCAUCCCCCUCGUAACCCGAACAGAGGACGUCCGACGCUCAUCACGUCGGACAUUCGUCGAGACAUGUAUAUGCUGCUCUCGGAGGCUCCAGACAUGUACCUCGAUGAGGUACAAGAGUGGCUCGUUAUCGCCCGGGAUGUCAAAAUGUCUAUCACCACGGUUCAUCGGCUCAUUUCGGAUGCUGGCCUCACCUACAAGCAGCUGGAGAAAGCUGCCAUAGAGCAAGAUGAGGAGCAGCGU
Punctularia strigosozonata HHB-11173 SS5 is the source of this 393-nucleotide messenger RNA. RefSeq lists its product as uncharacterized. The transcript has a single exon. The annotation marks the transcript as partial. Lineage: Eukaryota; Fungi; Basidiomycota; Agaricomycetes; Corticiales; Punctulariaceae. The record is from RefSeq and is a predicted model, not a curated record.